CCCACCCGUCUGAAGCACCAUCCGCCACUUCCCCGUGUUGCUAUCUUCCACCGGCAGGUGAAGCCGACGGUGUCUUUCCUUUCAUCCCCCAAGAUGGCAGCGAGGCAGUGGGUCAGGUGGGAGGAGGAGAUCUUGCUGGAGGACGAUGAUGAACACCACACGGAGUGCUUCUACCUCCGCUGCGCCCCACUCCUGGGCGGUGGUGUGAGCGAGAGGGAUCUGGCGGUGGUGGGUAAGUAUUGUCCGGACCCAGCCCCCGGGAACAUGGUGUACUCGGCGGACCCGCAGUUCCUGCGGUUCCUCAAGGAGGGAAUAACCUGUGACUCAGUGUUGGCUAUGGGGGUGACGGUGCGGGUGGAGAUCACCCAACUCAGCUGGAAUUCCAGGAAGGAGGUUAUCGACUGGCUCAACUUGCUCAUCUCAGAAAGCAGCGGCCAGGCAUCCAAUGGAGGUGCUGCUAACCCGGUGAACUCAGUGCCUGUGCAAGAGAUCUGCAUAACCAACGAACAGGCCCCUGUCCCUGCUAUCGACGAACAGCAAGUGAUCCACCUGACUAUGUCUGACGACUAAAGUCAGUAGCAGGGGAUAUGAAGUCUGGCAUUUACUUUCAAUCGUGAACUGUUAUUUCUCAAAGAUUUCGUGCAUUCGCUUCUUGAUGCGUGCUCUUUCAGAUCCAUUCUCGACAGAGAUCAGUUGUUUGUACUUUCUGAAUUUCAAAUAAGUGAGACAUUAUAUUCCUAGUCUAUUUUACUCAGCUUU
Messenger RNA from Triticum dicoccoides, 759 nucleotides. RefSeq lists its product as uncharacterized. The coding region runs from base 94 to 570 and encodes 158 amino acids. The transcript is spliced from 2 exons. Lineage: Eukaryota; Viridiplantae; Streptophyta; Magnoliopsida; Poales; Poaceae. The record is from RefSeq and is a predicted model, not a curated record.